This is a messenger RNA of Puccinia triticina, 675 nucleotides long. RefSeq lists its product as uncharacterized. The transcript has a single exon. Lineage: Eukaryota; Fungi; Basidiomycota; Pucciniomycetes; Pucciniales; Pucciniaceae. Bases 1 to 675 code for a protein of 224 amino acids. The record is from RefSeq and is a predicted model, not a curated record.
AUGACCCCAGAAGAAGAGAACCUGCGAGAAUUAUUCGGCUUAGACUUCACGAUAGAGAAGCUUACUGGUCCUAAUUUCUGGAGAUGGCGGAACGGUAUCCUCAAGGGGCUUGCUCGCCUGGGUCUUGAUGACCUCGUCCUGUCGGCCAACUCUGCCAUGCCUCAUGAUGAAGAUUUCAAGCUCAAGAAGAAGCGCGCCGCCCUUUUCAUCAUGGUCCAUCUUGACCGAGAAAACGGCUCCCGAUUCGUUGAGGAACUCGGCAGAUUUGAACCCAAGGAGCUGUGGGCUGAUAUCUGCGCUUACUACGCUUCUCCGACUCGUGCGAACGCCUUCGAUCUCAUAAGGCGUCUCGACGCAAUCCGAUUCGUUGAAGGCAGCAUCCAAGAAUCGAUCACCGAAUUUCGGGACACCUUCAGCCUCCUCCGCCAAGUUUCGCGCUCCUUUUUUGACCCAAAAACUCUGGAAGUCCAUUGGAUCGUCUUCAUUCGAAUGAGAUUACCGGUCUGUCUCAGUGAUGUGGGAUCAAGCAUGAUAAAACGAAAUCAGCUCGCCGAUAUAUCCCUCGACAACUUUCUACUUGAGCUCGAAGGUGAAGUGAGGAGACAAGAGCGUGGCCAUCAGCUUGGCCUUGCCCCAGCUGUCCAAUGCAUCCGCAAAACUGCCCCUCAGUCCUAA